Spathaspora passalidarum NRRL Y-27907 is the source of this 2577-nucleotide messenger RNA. RefSeq names its product SAM complex subunit (gene SAM50). Gene Ontology annotation, biological process: protein insertion into mitochondrial outer membrane. The transcript has a single exon. The coding region runs from base 24 to 1484 and encodes 486 amino acids. The record is from RefSeq and is a predicted model, not a curated record. Lineage: Eukaryota; Fungi; Ascomycota; Pichiomycetes; Serinales; Debaryomycetaceae. Gene Ontology annotation, cellular component: SAM complex; outer membrane.
CAAAUCACAACUUCAAGCUAAUCAUGUCACAAGAUUACAAUGACGAGUUUAUAGACAAUAUAAAACGUAAAGACUCAAUUAAAAACCUUACUGAUGCUGAGAAAGAGCUUGAAAAACUAAAAAAUGAUAAGCAAUCAUUUAUGAUUGAACAAAACAAGCAAUAUCUAGAAUCAUUAUUCCAAGAUCACAAGUCUAGUCCUAUCAAAAUUAGAAAUGUCCAAAUCACCAAUGCUCAAACAUUUAGGGAUUCAUUUUUGCAAAGUCAAUUCAAGUCUUUACUUGCUUCCGAUCAAUCCGUAAGUCUCGAACUGUUUCUUACCAAAGUUGAACAUAUUUCCAAAAACUUCUUAAAGCUUGGUAUUAUCGACAACUUGCUCGUGUCUGUCCAGCAAGUAAAUCCACCAAUGUUUAGUCGUGGUACAUCCUUACAUGUGGUACCCGUAUUUAAUAUCAUCCCCACCAAAAAGUUCUAUGCCAAAACAGGUACAAAUAUUGGUAAUGGAGAAGGUGACGGGUAUAUCCAAUUUCAACUCAGAAAUAUAUUUGGUGGUGGUGAAAACUUAGAAUUUGAUGCUGUUUCAGGAACCAAGACUCAAUCUUCAUAUAUGUUGAAUUACAAUCAACCUUUAUUUAACAAUGCUAAUUACAGAUUGGAAAACUUAUUUUAUGUAAAUACGAGAAAGUUUGAUUGGAUUCAAGCAAAUGUUACUGGUAGAGGGGUGACCAACAAGAUUCACACCUUGUUUGAUGGCCCAGUGAACCAUGAGGUUGUUCUCGAGAAUUAUUGGAAAGUAUUGAAUAAUUAUGGUAGCAAAAGUUUGGAAGUUUUGCAACAAGCAGGAUCUCAAUAUAAAUCUUCCUUAAGCUAUAACAUAAUUUAUGAUUCAAGAAAUAACAAGCAUUUACCUACUGUGGGUAAGUACUUACAAUUUGGAGUUGAGUUUAACGGGUGGGCAAAAUAUGUCAAAUAUCCGUUUAUUAAGACGGCCGGUCAAGCUCAAUUCAGUUAUUCGCUUCCAAAAUUCAAAUCUUCUGUUAUCGCCACUGCCAAAACAGGAAUGUUGUAUCCAUUGGGCACAACUAGUUCACUUUUGGAUAGGUUUUACAUUGGUGGACCAAAUGAUGUUAGGUCAUUUAUGCUUAAUGGAUUAGGACCUAAAGAUUUCAAUUCGUCUAUUGGUGGAGACAUUUUCUUGAAUGGUGGUAUCUCUUUAAUAACUGAUAUUCCCAGGUACACUGAAUCAAAUUUCAAAAUACAUAAUUUUGUCAAUUUUGGGAAAUUAGUUAAAAUGGACAAGUCACAAGGUAUAAUUGAUAAUCUUAAGCAACUUACUCACCUGCACUCGUUAAGUUACGGUAUAGGUCUUUUGUUUAAUCAUCCAAUGGCGAGAUUCGAAUUGAACUUGGUUGUGCCUAUUAUAGCGCAUGAUAGGGAUUCAGUUAGAAAAGGUAUACAAUACGGUAUCGGAGUGUCAUUUUUGUAAAUAGAACUAAAUAUAGAAUUAUACAAUUAGUUUGGAUGUUGAGUGAUCCAUUCAGAAUGAUGUUUGAUAACUUCGGGUAUCAUUCUAGAUUCAAUUUCUAUAUGAUCUUUAAUCUCGUCUUCCGUAAGUUUUAUCCAAUGAGAAUCAUUUGGUGUCACAAACACGACUUCGUUCUUUCUGGUUUGUAAUAAAUUACCAAUAACUAAUUGAUGAUGAUAUCUUUCCAACGCAGUUGUGGCCUUCUGAAUCAAAAUAUUGCUGUCGGUUUCCAAUUUGAAAGAAACAAACAUGGCACCUUGAGCCCAAUUGUCAACUAAUCUACUCAAGAAUUUCGGUACCUGAGAUAAGUUAAUUUGUAAUUGGCCAUCAACGGUGGCUGAACUUUGAAUCUUGUGUUCUGAUAAUCUUGAUUUGGGAAUAAAGAAAUCUGAGACGGCUGCUGCCAAGUAGAACAAAGCAGUGCUUCCUAAAACGUGCAUUUUUUCAGCAGCAGAUUUUAAAGUGUACAAGUAUUGAUUAACUGUAGUGAAAGGAAUAAGCAACAAAGUAUUAUUAGCUUGUGCUUGGUUGUAUUUUCUUAAAACUAGUAACAUUUCUUCUGUGUAUUUGGAAUUAAUUUCAAUUUUCCCGUUAUUUUCAGUCAUAAAAUCUAAGAAGCAAUUUGUGGAAUGACUAUAAUGUCUUGAGUAGGGUAAUAAUGAAUAUUCACGAUGUAAAAAUAUCACGGCGUAUCCGUUUUCUAAAAAGUAUUCUGCUGAAGUUGCACCUCUGGUACCAGCGCUAAAAUUAUCAAUAAAUCUAACAGUAUUGUUUUCUAAUGGGACAGUAGUACCACCAGAGGUAACCAAUACAAUUCUUCUAUUAGUGUUUUCCUUGUGGAAUUGAAUAAACUGUUCUAUUUCCUUUUCAAUUUCAGGUAAGUAAGCUGGUGGUUCAUGGUUGCGGAAAUAUUUAUCUUCAUCUGAGAUAUGAGCAGGAGCAAAUUCAGGAAUUCUACGGUCAAUUGCCGCAGAGGUAUCUGGGAAUGAAGUAUGGAAUUGCACUUGAUGAAUUGGAGACAUGGUUGAUUGAGUGUGUCCUUCGAUUGCAGUCU